Molecule: messenger RNA, 2292 nt
Organism: Aspergillus heteromorphus CBS 117.55
Lineage: Eukaryota; Fungi; Ascomycota; Eurotiomycetes; Eurotiales; Aspergillaceae
Exons: 2
Coding region: 179-2041 (620 amino acids)
Source: RefSeq, a predicted model, not a curated record
CUCUCUCCUCUUCUCUUUUCUUCUCGCUCUCUCUUUCUCUCUCUCUCCAUUCUUUCAUCUCCCCAUCAUCUUCCCAUCAUCUCCCUCCAUCCUCUCACCUACUCACUGCAUCCUCUCCCUUAACUCCCACUUCACCCCCACCGUGGUGGUCCCAUCUAGAUUCUAGAUCCACCACACAAUGACCUACCACGACAACCGCCGUCCUGCCGACUACAACUCGGACUACUACUACGCUGCCGGUCCCCCUCCCACUGGUCGUACCCGCACCGAUGUCGUCCGUCAUAGCAACCCCAGCGUCGAGUCGUUCGAGUCCGUUCCCCGCGACUACCCCCCCGGCGAAUAUGGGUACGAGUACGGCUACGGCUAUCCCCCGCAGGCCAGGCCCUCCCGCGUCGCUACCGUCCCCGACGGCCUGCACCGAUCCCACUCCAUGGGCUACCGCGAUGAAUCCGACUACUACCGUCGUUCGCACCACCGGUCCCGACGACAGGAUGACCGCCGUGAUCGUCACAGGUACUCCCGCUCGCCAUCCGAAAGUCGCUCUCCCCCCAGGCGCCGCCGCAAGUCCUUCUCCGAGCAGGCGCUGGGCGCCCUCGGUCUAGGGUCCGUCGCGUCGUCCGGCUCCCGGCAUCGUGAACGGGACCGCGGUCGCUCUCACGGCCGGGAUCGCAGGUCUUACUCGUACUCGCCCUCACCCACCCGCGACCGAAGCCGUCACCGACGUGACAAGAGCGAGCAGCGGAUUGCCCAGGCCGUGCGGGCAGCCCUGACUGCAGGUGCCGUUGAAGCCUUCCGUGUCCGCAAGGAUCCCGGCGAAUGGACCGGGGAAAAGGGUAAGCGAAUCCUCACGGCAGCCAUCACGGCCGGCGGAACCGACGGACUCGUGGACCGGAACCCGGACAAACACUCCAAGCGCCACAUCAUCGAAUCGACCCUGGCCGGUCUGGCGGCAAACCACUUCAUCAACGGAUCCCGGUCUCGCUCGAGAUCCCGUGGUCGGGGUCGCUCCGAUAGCCAGGGCGGACUGAAGAACCUGGUGGCCACCGGGGCUAUCGCCGCAGCAGGCAAGGAGGCAUACGAUCGGUUCCGAUCCAAGUCUCGUCCGCGAAGCCGCAGCCGCGGCCGUGGCCGUUCCUCCUCCCGGGAUAGCUACGAGGACCGCCGGCCCCGCCACCGGAGCAAGAGCGUCUCGGACUACAUCAACCAAGGAAUGGAAGCCCUCGGCCUAGGAAGCAAGGAAAAGCAUGGCCGGAGAGACCAGGACCGGAGAGACCAGGACCGGAGAGACUAUGACCGGAGAGACCAUGGAGGCCGUUCAUCUCGCCGGGACGACUACUCAGACGAUAGUGACUAUGAAUCCCGACGCUAUGGAAGCCCCCGGCGAUCUAGGCAUUCCAGAGAUGUGAGUCGACCUUUGUCUGCAGCCAACACCCCGGCACGACCCUCCACGCGCACCACAUCCCAAGGAAAUGGAGCUGGCCGUGGUCGUGUCCCUCCUCAUGGCGAGCAUUCCAAUUCGGACCAGGACACUGACUCUGACUUGGGGAGUAGUACCGAUGAGGAAGACAGGCAGAAGAAACUGACCCGGAAAAUGCUGGUAAAAUCGGGCCUGGCCGCGGUGGCCACGAUACACGCCGCACAUAACAUUCACGAAAGCAUGGAAAAACACAAAAAACGGGCCGAACAGGUACGAGAAGGAGAGAUAACCGCCGAAGAAGCCCGCCACCGUCGCAUCAAGGGCCAGCUCGGGGAUGUAGCCAGCGUGGGCCUGGCGGCGCUGGGGAUCAAAGGCGCCGUGGGGGAAUGGAAGCACGUGAAGGAAGCCCAACGCGAGAGAAUGGAAUUUGCGAAAGGGUGCGAUGAACGCCGCGAGCGCCGACACCAGCGGGCUCGCAGCCAUGGGCCAAUAUCCCGUGCGUCUCGGACGGUGUAUCCCGACGAGAUCGAGGAGCAUCAUCCGUCUGAGUAUGGAUCGACGGCGGAUUUGCGGUCUCGAUCAGCGGGACGGACAUCGCGUGUGCCUGUGUCACAGUAUGCAUGAAAACACAGAUUGGAGAUUUCUUGGCGAGAUGUGGUAUGAUAAUGACUUAUGAUUAAUGAUUUUCUUGAUGCACUAAAUUGAUUUACAUGCAACUUUGUAACGUGCUGCUUGCUUACGCGUGCUAUACAUGUGCAUAGCUUGUUUGAAUUGAUGUUGUUCACUUUCUUUCUGAGUUGAGUCACACAUGUAAUAGCGAAACAUGAUAUACUUCCUUCCUGACUGGAAAUCACACAUUAACUCGCCGGAAUGUG